UUUUUGUCAAUAUUUGUGUUUACGACUUUAGUUGUGUUUAGAAACGUCGAGGGAAUUAAUGUAAUAGAGUGGAUAUAUUACGAAAUAUCAUCGCUGGAAAGAAUGGAAAAUUAUAAUUCAAAUUUUUAUAUUCCACAUAAUCAAAUAGAUUUUCCCUCGAUAGAUGAUCCAUUUUAUAAAUAUCAGAAUAAUGGUUAUAUGAUGGAUUAUUCAAGUCUACAUCAACAAAACUUUCAUAAAAAGUAUAUACCAAAUCAAGUUACUCCUUAUUGGCCAAAAGAACCAAUAAUUAGAAAAUCCUCUGUAUGUCAAACGCCAAUUGUAACUUUAGAUGAUUAUCCUGGAGAAUUUAAUUUUCAGUUUUCACUUCCUGUAAAUGAAUGUUUUAGAACAAAUUUAAUGUACUCGAAGAAGCUAUUGAAAGUCUAUAUAAAAAUGGGACAUGUUCUGCCAAUGCGUUUCUCGUGGAGCUCGUUUCAUGGCGACUUUUGGCUGCGUACGACGAUGGUGUUUCGUGAGGAUCACGACCGAAGCAUCCCGGUACAGCGCUGCUAUGCCCACAUGGCCUCCGAUUUGCCUUACAAUCAAAAUAUAAAUGCCAGCCAGCUUCAGCACGUAUUUCGUACGGGGAAUGUGCGCAGCUACUAUCAUUGUAACAACGGGAUCUUAUCAACACUGACUCCCUUAAAUAACCCGGUUGUUGGCCUUAAGGACGUACCCAUUGACUUUCUGUUCUAUUGCAAAAAUAGUUGUCCUACUGGCAUCAAUAGGAGGCCAACAAUGAUGGUAUUCACUUUAGAAUCGCAGACUGGCCAGGUUCUCGGCAGGAGAUCUCUUCAGGUGCAAAUUUGUAGUUGCCCAAAAAGAGAUAAAGAAAGAGACGAGAAUGACUUACAAAAUCCAAAAGCAAAACGAUCACAGGAAAAGAAAUCCGUAAGUAAUCCACCGCCUGUGCCACCGCCUGAAGAAGACACAGAAUCGAGUAUCGAGGAGGAUCAGAACGUUUAUUCUUUGAAAUUGGAUGUGCUUGGAGAAGAAAAUUAUAAGGCCGUAUUGAAAUAUGCCUACGAUAUAAUGGCUGGAUAUGCUGUCAGAACUGGAAAUUUCGAAAUAUUAAAAAAAUGUAGUGAAGAAUUGCAUUUGUGCUUUUAAGCAUUUAGUCUUUGGUGUUAUAUAACUGCUAGUCGCGAUUAUAAUUCAAUAUGAAAUAGGCUCAGAUUUAAAAGUACGUAAGUGAUUGAACUUUACAUACGUAAUGUUUUUAAAAUAAAAGUAUGUUUGUAUCAAGUCUUUAAGAAUAUAUUACAAA
Ceratosolen solmsi marchali is the source of this 1309-nucleotide messenger RNA. RefSeq names its product cellular tumor antigen p53-like. The record is from RefSeq and is a predicted model, not a curated record. Bases 103 to 1152 code for a protein of 349 amino acids. NCBI's taxonomy places the organism in Eukaryota, Metazoa, Arthropoda, Insecta, Hymenoptera, Agaonidae. Gene Ontology annotation, molecular function: RNA polymerase II cis-regulatory region sequence-specific DNA binding; DNA-binding transcription factor activity, RNA polymerase II-specific. The transcript has 5 exons. Gene Ontology annotation, cellular component: nucleus. Gene Ontology annotation, biological process: regulation of transcription by RNA polymerase II; apoptotic process.